Molecule: messenger RNA, 1920 nt
Organism: Penicillium daleae
Lineage: Eukaryota; Fungi; Ascomycota; Eurotiomycetes; Eurotiales; Aspergillaceae
Exons: 1
Coding region: 1-1920 (639 amino acids)
Source: RefSeq, a predicted model, not a curated record
AUGCUUGGCGCCAACAGCUUCGCCGGGCGGCGCAAGUCGCUCUACUUGAGCCUGGCUGUCGCUGCAGCGCUCAUCUGCCUGGUGAACCUCAUCUUUCUGACUCACGCUGUCGACCACAGCAUUAUUCGAUUGCCAGGUCUAUCGUUAUUCCGCCCUAAAUCAAAGCAGCUCGACGGCAGCCUUGCGCGCGAUGAGCACCCGAUUGUCGGGUUAAUGAACGAAGCGAAUAAUCGCUGGCAGGAAUAUGAGAAUAGUCGUUCGACCAACUUCCGCCAGGCCGUCGCCAAGUAUCGCCAGACCUACGGGCGACACCCGCCCCCCGGCUUCAAGGAGUGGUACCAGUAUGCGCGCGAGAACAAUGUCCAUAACGUCGAUGACUUCCAGCAGAUCACGGGGGAUUUGCGCCCGUUCUGGGCCGUUCCGCCCAAGGAAAUUCGACAAAUGGCGGCGCGCCUGCAGCAGAGCCCCGGGAUCGCGGGUGUACGUAUUCGCGACCACCAGGUGGUGUCGCACACGGAGGGAUGGCGCGUGGAAACUCUAGCCGCGGCUGUGGACAAGCUUGCCAAACAUCUGCCGGACAUGGAUAUCGCGAUGAACACAAUGGACCAGCCUCGCGUUAUGGCGACCUAUGAGGAUAUCCAGAAAUAUCUAAAAAUCGAGGAAAGCACCAGGGCCACUCCUCCUGAUGCAACGGACGAGUUCACCCAGGGUCUGGACGAGUUGUACAAUGAAGAAGCGGGCAUCAACGAGGAAUUGGACCCAGGAUGGUUCUCCGUUGCUGGAAAGCUCUACAUGGAUUUCGCCAAGGAGGCCUGCCCUCCAGAAUCUCCUGCCCGAGAUGCCAACAUGACCGUGGCAGAUGCGGACAAGCUGUUCAAAUCCUCAUUCGGCGACUUCAUCUCCAACUUCACCGGCUCCACGGACCUUUGCACGGUGGGACCUGAUCUUGGAGACAAGCACGGAUUCCUCUUCUCCGCUUCCAGUAACACGAUCAGCAGAAAAUUGCUUCCCGUGUUUGGCGAAUGCAAGGUCAGCGUGAACAACGACAUUCUCUUCCCGGCAAACAUGUAUUUCUUGAAGGAUCCGCGCUAUGUAUACGACCCGAAACACGACUAUGAAUGGGACGACAAGACCGACUCUCUGCUCUGGCGCGGUGUGACCUCUGGCGGUACCCAAGUGGAAGACAAUUGGUUCCGCCUCCAUCGCCAACGCUUUGUGCACGUGGCCAACGCCACCGAGAUGGACUUGGAGAAAGUCUCCAUCCUCUCCAAGGACACCCAUGAGCACUACCAGAAGAUCGAUAACUUCCGCCCCGCCGACUUUGCCGAAUCCUACUUCGAUGUCGGUUUCACUGAGGCAUGGGGCUGCAUCCCUAACUGUUCCUUCUACGAGGGUGUCUGGACCUACAAGGAGCCUAAGGCAUUUUCAGAACAAUUCAAGUCCAAGUACUUGGUCGACAUUGAUGGCCACAGCUUCUCCGGUCGCUGGCGUGCCUUCCAUCAGAGCAAGUCGCUCGGUAUCAAGGCCACCAUCUUCCGCGAAUGGCACGACUCGCGCUUGUUCGCCUGGCGCCAUUUCGUCCCAAUGGACAACCGAUACGGGGAUCUGUACUCCCUGAUGACCUACUUCAUCGGGCUCCACCCUUCCGCCUCCAAAGAUUCCCUGUCCAGCCACGGCCCUUCUGUUCCCCGCCACGACUUCGAGGCUGAGGUGAUUGCCUCCCAGAGUCGCGAAUGGGCUCACCUUACCCUGCGUGAUGAGGACUUGGAAAUCUACCUCUACCUCCUUCUCCUUGAGUACGGGCGUAUUGUUGACGACAACCGUGACAAUAUUGGGUAUAGUGGCGAUGGAAGCGAGCUUGACCAUUUUGAUGCGCAGUACCCAUUCCCCGAAACAGUGCGGCCUUUGGCCGGUGUAUAA